This is a messenger RNA of Folsomia candida, 752 nucleotides long. RefSeq lists its product as uncharacterized. Lineage: Eukaryota; Metazoa; Arthropoda; Collembola; Entomobryomorpha; Isotomidae. The record is from RefSeq and is a predicted model, not a curated record. The coding region runs from base 109 to 543 and encodes 144 amino acids. The transcript is spliced from 2 exons.
CAUUUGUGGUUGACACGUCGACCGAGUUUCAUUAAGAAAAAUUGUUGCUCUCAUUUUUUUGUGAAACUUGGAAUUUGAAAUAUUUAUUAAGGAUUAUUUAUUUUUGAAAUGUCCGGAAUUUUGAGUGGUAGUGGAGGUGGGGGUGGUUUUGGCGGUGGUGGAGGUGCGGAUGGGGGUGGUCUUUGUGUCUUCUCGUGCGCCGCGGUGGUAUCCGCAUUUGGUGCGGUGGCGGCCUUGUAUGGCUUGGAUUUAGGACCGGAAACGACCUUUUUCGCGAUUUCGGGUCUUGGAGCGUUGUGCUUUACGAAGUGUCAAUAUCUGAGAUUGAUCCAGCAGAGGAACUCGUUCAAGAAGAGGGGUGGUUUGGGCGAGAAGUGGGAGAAUCCUGACGAGAGAGAGUGGAACUUCUCCAACAUCAGUGGUCAACUCGAAAAAGCAGAGCACAAAUGGGGAGGGGCCACUGACCACGACGAGAUUUACAGAGACUCCUCAAACCCAUCGUCCAAACUGGGGUUAAAAAUUAAGAAUACUGAACACUUAUGAAAUUAAGGGUACAAAAUGCUUCGGUGUGAACAAUUUCGUCACAGUUUUGCACAUUGCUUAUACUGCCAAAGACAUUUAAAUAUUUAUUUUUUACCCCAAAAAUUUACUACAUACUUUUUACUACGCACUUGACCUGUUUGCCUUAAAUUUUUGUUUAUUUUAAUUUAAUAAGAGAAAGAAAUAAUAAAUAUUUUUUGUGAAGAAAAUUC